AUGGCCACCCCCAGUGUUCUCACCUUUGACGCUGAGGGUCGGGCUGUUGACUUUGAGGUCUGGGUAGAUGAUCUGCAGCUUUUCCUACAGUGCGAUAGGGCAGACGGUCUCUCCCUCUUUGACCUCACUUCUGGUGCCUCUCCUCCCCCUGCUGCUGAUGCUGACGCCACUGUUCGCUCACAGUGGGCCACGCGCGAUGCUGCUGCCCGCCUUGCUGUGCGCCGCCACUUGCCGACCACUGAGCGUGCGCACUUUAGUCAGUACAAGAGUGCUAAGACCUUGUACGAUGCUGUAGUUGCACGCUACUCUUCCCCUGCCACUGCUGCGCUUAGCCGCCUCAUCCUGCCGUACCUCUUCCCUGACCUCGCCGCUUUUCCCACUGUCGCUGACCUCAUUACGCACCUUCGCACUAGUGACAUUCGCUACCGCGCUGCGCUUCCUGCUGAGUUCUGCGCCAAGAACCCCCCCCCCAUGUACAUCACCCUCUACUACAUAGUCACCCGGCUCCCUGACACCCUUCGCUCGGUCAGGGACCACUUUCUCUCUGUUUGCCCCACCACUCUCACCGUUGACCUCCUCGAGGAGCGUCUCCUAGCAGCAGAGCAGAGCAUAGUUGCUGUAGGAGCCUCUCGAGGUGACCCUCGUACCCCUGUCUUUGAGGGGUGCUCCCCCUCCCCCCUCUUGCCCUCUGUUGCCUCUGCUGCUGCGGCCGACCUCGUGGGUGUUGAGUCGGUCGGUGCGGCGUCUACCCCUAGCGGGAGACGCCGCUCAGGCAAGGGCAAGGGGGGCAAGGGCGUUGGGGGAGCUGGCGGAGGCGGUGGAGGUGGCGGUGGAGGAGGCGGAGGGAGUGGGGGUGGCGGUGGGAGUGGUGGUGGGAGUGGGGGCACUAGUGGAGGCAGUGGCGGCGGAGGAGGAGGCGGUGGUGGAGGUAGCGGCGGCGGAGGUGGAGCGGGUCGGGGCGGCUCUACGCAGAGGGUCGGCUCCGGUGGUGGUCAGUGCCAGCCGCAGCAGCAGCAGCGUCCUCGUGAGACCCCUUCCCCCCAGCAGCUUCGUGAGUGGUACACUGCUCGUCAGCGGGGCGGGGGUGCUGGCCCCUGUACCUACGUUCUCCGUACCGGCGACCGCGCGGGUGAGCAGUGUGGUGGAGCGCACUCCACCCAGCGCUGUUUCGGCCGUCUGACGGACGCUUGGCGUCACCAGUUCCCCGACGCUACUGAGAUCCCUCGCUGGGGCGAGCUGUCUAGGGCGGGUGUUGCGAUCUUUGAUCUUGAUUAUGAUGCUAUUCUUGCUGCCAUGUAUGCUGUGACUAUUAGUGAUGAGGGUGACUGUUACCGGUGUUUUCCGCCCGACCCGGGCAUUGAGGCUGCUGCUCUAGGUGCUGGUGAGACUGCUGCUCUAGGUGCCAGUGCGUCUGCCGCCCCAGGUGCCGGUGAGUCUGCGCUCUCAGGUACUGCGUCGUCUCCGGACACCCACACCUUCACCCUUGACUCGGGUGCUUCCCGCUCCUUCUUUCGAGACUGCACCACGCUCACGCCGCUUAGUCGGCCAGUGGCGGUCUCCCUGGCAGACCCCUCUGGGGGCCCUGUCCUUGCCCGCUUCUCCACUGUCCUACCGUGUCCGGCGGCCCCUUCUGGCACCCUGUCAGGUCUUUACCUCCCCUCGUUCUCUACGAACUUGGUGAGUGGUGCUGACCUCCAGGAUGCAGGGGUUCACCAGUUCACUCCUGCGAGUCAGCGAGUGACCCACUGUACCUGUGCUCGGUCGGGCCGUCACUUGGCCACGUUUACCCGUCAGCCGGGGUCGAGCCUGUACACACUGACUACUGAGUCUCCUCCAGUUGCUGAGUCUGCUCAGGUAGCAGCGUCGGGUCAGGUGUUUGCUGCGGCGUCCAGGUCUGGCCCUGAGUCUGCCCCCUGCUCGUGUCGUCUCCUGUCCCACCAGACUCUUCUCUGGCACCACCGCCUUGGUCACCCCUCCCUGCCUCGUCUUCGAGGCAUGGCUUCCCGUCUUCUUGUCUCUGGCCUCCCCCGGUCCCUCCCUCCCCUUCCUCCGGGGCCUGCCCCCACCUGCGUUCCCUGCGUCGAGGGGCGGCAGCGCGCUGCUCCUCACUCCUCCGAGUUUCCUCCGACAGAGGCUCCGCUGCAGACGCUUCACAUGGACGUGUGGGGCCCAGCCCGCGUCCGUGGGCAGGGUCACGAGCGUUACUUCCUGUUGGUGGUUGACGACUACUCGCGUUACACCACAGUCUUCCCCUUGCGCAGCAAGGGUGACGUCACUGAGGUGUUGAUCGCCUGGAUCCGCGCGGCUCGUCUCCAGCUCAGGGAGAGUUUCGGCUCGGACUUUCCUGUUCUGCGUCUGCACUCCGACAGAGGCGGAGAGUUCUCCUCUGACCUUCUGCGGGCCUUCUGUCGUGCACGAGGCAUCCGCCAGACCUUCACGCUUCCGGACUCUCCACAGCAAAAUGGGAUUGCUGAGCGCCGCAUUGGCAUGAUCAUGGACGUCGCUCGUACGUCCAUGGUCCAUGCGGCUGCCCCCCAUUUUCUGUGGCCGUUUGCGGUUGGCGAUGCGUCUGCGUUCCGUGUCUGGGGAUCUCGGGCGUUUGUCCGCGACUUGUCUGCGGACAAGCUGUCCUCUCGUGCUGUUCCCUGCGUCUUCCUUGGCUUCCCUCCUGACGCGCCAGGCUGGCAGUUCUACCACCCCACCUCGCGCCGUGUUCUGUCCUCCCAGGACGUCACCUUUGACGAGUCGGUUCCCUACUACCGUCUCUUCCCCUACCGCACUGCGUCCCUCCCUCCCCCGCCGCUCUUCCUUACGCCAGGUCCCCCUCUGGUAGACCCCCUCCCCCCUCAGGGUCCUGCCCCCUCAGGUGUGUCCCAGGUAGAUGCAGUCGAGCCUGUCGAGGUAGCUGUUGACUCUGGUGCUGCUGGGGGUGCUGAGCCUGGGGGUGCUGCGCCUGGGGGUGCUGCGUCUGGGGGUGCUGGGUCUGGGGGUGCUGAGCCUGGAGGUGCUGCGUCUGGGGGUGCUGAGCCUGGGGGUGCUGAGCCUGGGAGUGCUGCGUCUGGGGGUGCUGAGCCUGGGGGUGCUGCGUCUCGGAGUGCGGAGCCUGAGGGUGCUGGGCCUGCUCGUGUGGCGUCUGGUGGUGCUGGGCCUGGAGGUUCUUCGGGUGCUUCGUCCCGGCUGGAGUUACUCUCUCCACAGGAGCUGCGUGAGUGGUUUGCCCGGCGCUGGAGGCGUGCUGCUGGAGCUGGCGGUGCUACGGACGCUGGAGGUUCUGCUGCUGCUGAGGGUGCUGGUGCAGCGGGUCCCGGAGGUGCUCGUACAGGGUGUACUGGAGCUGCUGGGCCUACGGGUGCUCCUGGUGCUGGAGCUGGUGGUGCUACUGGUGCUCCUGACGUAGGUGCUGCUGGUGCUCCUGGAGCUGGAGCUGCUGCGUCUUCUGGUGGUCCGACUGGAGCUGGAGCUACUGGGGGUGUUGGCACUGGAGGUGCUACUGGCGCUGGUGACUCUGAGGGUGCUGGAGUUGGCGCUGCUGGAGCUGGGGGUUCUACUGGUGCUGGUGCUGCCGUUGGGGGUGCUGGUGCUGUUCCUUCUGGUACUGGUGGCGCUGCGCGGCCACGGCCGUACUUCGUUCCGCUCCUUGAGCAGGUUCUUGGUCUUCCGUCCUCUCUUGGUCCUGGUCCUAGCUUAGAGUGUCCGCCUCCUGUCCAGUCUGAGUCACAGUUACAGCCAGCCUCCCCGCUUCCUUCUCCUUCUCCCUACACUGGUCCUACUGGAGGUCUUGCUGAGCGUCGUGAGCCUGCGUCUCGCCCUGCGUCGCCUGUCCGUGCUGCUCGCACUAGUGGUCGUGGUUCGCGUCAGCGUCCUCCCCCUGUCCCCGGCACGCACCGGAUGUCUCUGCGUCCUUCCACUGCUCCGAUGCAUGCCCCUUUGCCUUCUCCUCCCGCGUCCUCUCUUCCUGCACUUCCUGACCCGGAGUCGGACUCCCUUCGUGCUGCGCGUCCUACUGUCACGCGUCUCCUUGCUACUGUCGUCACUGACCCUUCCUUUGAGUCUACUGCUGCGUCUGCCCUAGUUGCUGAGCUUGUCGACUUCGCUGCUCGCUGUCGCCUAGACUACGCUGCCAGUCUCGUCGCUGAGUCUGAGUCUGUCUGUCCUCCGUCCGUUGGGGGUGAGUGUGCUCUUGGCACGGACGUCCUUGAGGACAGGCAAGAGGAGUUCCAGUGCUUGGCUGCUGCUUCACCUCAUCUCGUGUCCAUGCUGCUUGCCCCUGAGGGAGACCCGGAUGCACUUGACAUCCCGACUCCGCGCUCUUACGCGGAGGCGAUAGAGGGUCCCUACUCCUCUCAGUGGCAGGCAGCCAUGGACGCAGAGAUGGCUUCCUGGAAGUCCACAGGCACCUACGUUGACGAGGUUCCCCCGCCUGGGGCGAACAUCGUCAGUGGCAUGUGGAUUUUCAGGGUGAAGCGGCCGCCGGGUUCUCCGCCUGUCUUCAAGGCGCGUUACGUGGCUCGUGGCUUCAGUCAGCGACAGGGAGUUGACUACUUUCAGACCUUCUCUCCCACCCCGAAGAUGACCACUCUUCGGGUACUACUGCACAUAGCCGCUCACCGAGACUACGAGCUGCACUCUCUUGACUUCAGCACUGCUUUCUUGCAGGGCAACCUGCACGAGGAGAUCUGGCUACGCCGCCCACCUGGCUUCACUGGGACUUUUCCUCCUGGCACCCAGUGGAGCCUCCGCCGGCCAGUCUACGGUCUCCGCCAGGCACCUCGUGAGUGGCACGACACACUGAGGACUACACUUGCGGCUCUCGGGUUUGCUCCUUCUACUGCCGACCCGUCGCUGUUUCUGCGCACCGACACUUCUUUGCCGCCGUUCUACAUCCUCGUGUACGUCGACGACUUGGUCUUUGCUACAGCUGACACUGCUGGACUCGCCUACGUGAAGUCCGAGCUGCAGAAGAGACACACGUGCACAGACCUGGGUGAACUGCGCAGCUACCUUGGCUUGCAGAUCACCCGGGACAGAGCACAGCGCACCAUUACUCUGACUCAGUCACACAUGGUGCAGCAGGUCCUUCAGCGCUUCGGCUUCACGUACUCCUCGCCUCAGGCCACUCCUCUGUCUACACGCCACUCGCUCUCAGCUCUGCCUUCGGAUGAGUCCGUAGAGUCGAGUGGCCCGUACCCAGAGCUUGUUGGCUGCCUCAUGUACCUGAUGACUUGCACUCGACCUGACCUUGCAUACCCUCUUAGCAUUCUGGCACGCUAUGUUGCUCCUGGGAGACACAGACCAGAGCACAUGGCUGCAGCGAAGAGGGUGUUGCGCUACUUGUGCAGUACAUCGGGCAUGGGGCUUGUGCUUGGAGGGCAGAGUCCAGUGGUCCUCACUGGGCACGCAGACGCUUCUUGGGCUGACGACCAGGCUACGCAGCGGUCGUCACAGGGUUACACCUUCAGCCUUGGUUCCGGCUCUGUUUCGUGGCGGUCUACCCGCUCGUCUUCUGUUUUCGGCUUCAGUUGUGAGGCUGAGAUCUACGCAGGGGCCAUGGCUGCACAGGAGCUACGCUGGCUCACCUACCUGCUGACUGACCUCGGAGAGCCGCCUCGUUCUCCUCCAGUGCUGUACGUAGACAACAAGGCCAUGCUGGCCUUGUGUCGGGAGCACAGACUGGAGCACAGAACAAAGCACAUCGCUCUUCGCUACUUCCUUGCUCGUGAGCUGCAGCAGUGUGGUCAGCUGCGCCUUGCUUACGUGGCCUCUCAGGCCAACACUGCUGAUAUCUUGACUAAGACACUCGCGCCUUGUUAUCAUCAGCGCUUUUGUACUCUGUUAGGUCUUGUGCCUACCUUGUCUCACCUGCUCACUUCUUGA
Messenger RNA from Closterium sp. Yama58-4, 5874 nucleotides. NCBI's taxonomy places the organism in Eukaryota, Viridiplantae, Streptophyta, Zygnematophyceae, Desmidiales, Closteriaceae. The record is from the annotation of a GenBank genome assembly.